Molecule: messenger RNA, 1626 nt
Organism: Lodderomyces beijingensis
Lineage: Eukaryota; Fungi; Ascomycota; Pichiomycetes; Serinales; Debaryomycetaceae
Source: the annotation of a GenBank genome assembly
AUGGCAAUUCCGUUACUAGGCAGACUUGAUCUUCUAGACUGGCCAAUUAUUCUAGUUUCGUUGACACUAGCAUGGUUUGAGUUCCUAGUUUCCAUAAUCACAUACGCAUUACCCAAUUCGUUGAUUUCAUUCUUCACAUUCAUCACCAAGCAGCUUUAUCGGUUGUCUUCGAAUCCGAUAAACUUGAUCAAGUCGGAAAAAAAGGAGAAGCCCGUUGACAACGAAGUCGCCACCUAUCAGUACCUCAAGACCGAGGAUAAGACGCUGUACAACAAGAAAAACUACAACUUGAUGGUUGAGUUGUUGAACGCCAACAACGUGCAAGAAAUGGUGAGCUUGUUUGGGUACGACAUUGAGACUCGAAUCGUUACCACCAAGGACAAGUACCUUCUCUCGGUUCACCGAAUCAAGGGCAGGAAACCGCGGGAACCAAAUGGCAAGGUGAUUUAUCUCCACCAUGGAUUGCUCAUGUGCAGCGAAAUCUGGGUGACUAUGCUCGAGAAAUAUCAGAAUUUGCCAUUCAUAUUGUAUGACUUGGGAUACGACGUGUGGAUGGGCAACAAUAGAGGCAACAAGUAUAGUCAAAAGCAUUUGUUUUACGACCUUGACUCCACCGAGUACUGGAAUUUUUCACUUGAUGAAUUUGCAAUCUUCGACAUCCCCAACACAAUCGACUACAUCUUGAAUGCUACCAAGAAGAAAAAAUUGACCUAUAUCGGAUUCAGCCAGGGCAGUGCCCAGGCGUUUGCCAGCGUUUCGGUCAAUUCCGACUUGAACGAGAAAGUUGACCAAUUGAUUGCCAUUUCGCCGGCGACUACGCCUCACGGCUUAAACUCAAAGUUCUUGGAUAUGCUUCUCAAGUCUUCACCCAAUGUCACCUACUUGUUGUUUUCACGCAAAGUGUUGAUGCCAUCAUGCAUUUUCUGGCAAAAAAUCAUGUAUCCGCCCUUGUUUGACACAGUCAUCGAUGCAGCAAACUACAUGCUAUUCAACUGGAAAGCACUCAAUAUUUCCAAAAUGCAAAAAUUGUCCAGUUAUGCCCACUUGUACUCGACCACGAGUGUCAAGUGUGUUGUUCAUUGGUUUCAAGUGAUGAGUUCCAAGAAUUUCCAAAUGUACCACGACGUAUCGCCCGCACUCUCCGGGUUGAACCCCAUUAGCUACCCGUUGAAAAACAUCCAGAUUCCAAUACACUUAAUCUACGGAACAACCGAUUCCUUGGUUGAUAUCAAUGUGAUGAAGAGACAACUACCCGCACACACAACCACGUUCCCAGUGGAAAACCACGAGCACUUGGAUAACUUAUGGAGCACUGAAGUGUACGACUCUGUUUUUAAGCAAGUCUUGACGUAUCUCCAGCAAGAUUUAGACGAGGUCGAGUCCAAAUUGUUUCGACAGAAUCAAGACACGAAACUAAUAGAAGAUAUAAUUAGAGACGAUGUUGAUAGAGAUUCAACCAUUGGAGUUGCUGAUCUCAGUGCUUCCGCCAGCCUGAUCGAGCCCUCGCAGUCAUACUUGAAGUUGGUAAACGGCUUUGGUUCGAGUGAGAAACAAACAACAACAAGCUCAUUCACAGGUUACCAAAGACCAUCAGUAUCAUCAGUAGGUGGUAGCAUAUUUGUAUAG